Molecule: messenger RNA, 477 nt
Organism: Zasmidium cellare ATCC 36951
Lineage: Eukaryota; Fungi; Ascomycota; Dothideomycetes; Mycosphaerellales; Mycosphaerellaceae
Exons: 3
Coding region: 1-477 (158 amino acids)
Source: RefSeq, a predicted model, not a curated record
AUGAACGACCAGAGUUCGCAGCCCAAUAAAACACGAGUCUCCUCGGCCACGACAACCACCGUUCACACUGAGCAGCCAUGGCAUGCCUCAUAUCCCGCACCGCGCUCCGAGGCAAAGUCUAUUACUCGCCAUGAACUGCUGCGGCUCCUGAAAUCUGAUGCUGCGAUGGAUCAUGACUUUGUCCUAGGCGGUACUAUUCAGGGUUCCAUCAAUCUGCCCGCGCAGAGCCUAUGGCCCACAAUCUCUUCUCAUUACAACAUUUGGAUCAAGGCAGGCGUACGAAGAGUCAUUUGGUAUUGCGGUUCUUCCCGCGGACGUGGUAGGCGUGCUGCUGGCUGGUUCGCGGACUAUCUCAACGAGCGGGGGGAAUCGAGAAUGCAGAGCCUGGUACUAAGCGAGGGCAUCAAAGCUUGGGCUGCUGAAAAGGGGGAGUUUGUGCGCUAUAUGCAGGAGUACGAUGAGUCAAAGUGGUCGUAG